AGUCGACGGGCUCGCCGCGAGGAAUCCUCCGUUGCAUAACGGACUGACGGAGCGGGAAGAGAAAGAGAGAGAGGGAGACGAAGAGAAAAAGAGAUUACGCUCGGCGAAGCGCUGAGCGGCCGACUAUCUGUGAUUCACGCGAUAUCGUCAAGUGCUCCCCAGGCGAGACACAAGAGGAUCGGCUCGGGACGACUCGUUAGCCUAACCUGCGAGCGAAGUGCAAAGGCUCCCCGGUGCCCCGCGUGUGCGAUCUUGGUUAUAAGCGUCGCGCGGGAUGGUGCGCGAUCCCGGAGCGCUGAUCUAGCCCGCGGGAUUCGCGUCCAAGGUCCAAGAUAUUAAAGCUGCACAAGUUAGAGAUACCAAAACUGGUCGAUUGACCGCACAUUUGAAUCAUGUUGCAAAGCGUGAAUAAGGAACUGGCCCCCAUAAAGUCACAUUAUUUCCUUUACAAUGCUGCGACGGGACCAAUGGUGCAGUUUUUGCCCACGAUCGGAAAGCAAUUGGGCUUCUCUGCGACGAUAGUCGGCACAAUAUACACAGUACUACCGAUUUCCGGUCUGAUUGCGAAGCCGCUGUUCGGCAGUCUGGCUGACAAAUUCAAAUUGCAUAAAACCUUCUUCUUGAUAUUCGAAGCUAUAUUGACAAUAGCGUUCUUCUCCAUUUAUUUUAUUCCCGACAUGGACAGGAGCGCAAGUGUCGCUCUUAUCUGCGAUAAUGAUGUGGCGUACUUAGAGAUUUGUCCAAAAAUAGAGUUCUCAAAGAAAGCGUUGAGCAACGUAAUAUUAGAAGUUCACUCUAACGCAGCCUGCCAGUUAACUUGCAAAGGAGCACCACACGGUUUCUUAGAACUGUCUGGCAAAAACGUUUCUGUGAACAGCACGUUCGAGUUUGGUGCAGGAUUCGAUGUGUAUCAAGAUUUACUUACGAAAGACUGCGUAGACGUAAGGCUGCGCACGUUUCUCGAUGGCACCGCGCAUGUUCCGGUAUGCGGGGGCCAGCUAAGGACUUCGUGCACGGCAACUUGCCGGAACAACAGUGCGUUUAAUCAUCUUCUGCAGGAGGCUAAGGAUUCGCAAAGCGAUAUCAGCCAUUCUACGUAUCAGUUCCACAUAUUUUUAUGGGCGGCCAUUAUUAGUUGGAUUGGAAUGGCUGUUGUAGUUAGCAUAGCCGAUGCUAUCUGCUUCGAUCUCCUUGGUCAUGAAAGAAGGAACGAUUACGGGAAACAGAAGAUGUGGGGCAGCAUCGGUUUCGGUAUUUUUGGCAUAAGCGCAGGCUACCUGAUAGACCUUUCCAGCAAGGGACAAUACGACAAAGAUUAUACUUGUAUAUUUUAUAUUAUGCUAGUGGCCAUGGUCGCCGACAUUGUGGUAUCUGCAACAUUAAAAAAGAAAAAUCCAGAAUGCUCUGUGGACGAGCCGUCGCUAUUUCGAGAGCUAUUAAGCGUUUUCAAAGAAGGAAGAGUAUUGGUAUUUGCCUGGUGGUGCAUAGGCGCCGGGAUGUGUACAGGAGUCAUUUGGAACUUUCUGUUCUGGUACAGCGAGGACCUGGCAGCCAGCUCUCAUGUCACGUGGAGUAAAACCCUGCAGGGUCUGAUGACCGGUGUUCAAUGUUUCCUUGGAGAAUUACCCUUCAACUUCGUAUCGGGCAGCGUGCUGAAAAAACUCGGCCAUGUUAACGUCAUGAGUCUCGUACUGCUGAUCUAUGCAAUUAGAUUUAUGGCAUACAGCAUUAUAUCGAAUGCCUGGCUGUUUUUAAUUCUUGAAUUGCUUCACGGACCUUCGUUCGGUCUGUGUUGGCCUACGAUGGUAUCCUAUGGUGAUAAAGUGACACCAUCCGGUACGAAAGCCACUAUGCAAGGAUUCAUCGGUGCUGUUUUCGAGGGAAUUGGAGUGGCAAGUGGUAGCUUUAUAUGUGGUUGGUUAAUGGAUUCUUAUGGAGGUGUUACAGCAAUGAGAACUUUUUCAGUGGGUGCUCUUUUAUGGUUAAGCGUCUUCUGGUUGGUGGAACUGUUACUAAGGAAGUUGAAAGCCUACCCGUUAUACCGAGGCCAUAAUCGUGAGUAACGAUUAUGUGGAUAUAUAAAUCUAGCGAAUUAUGCCAAUCCAGAUGACGCUAUUCUUAUGACGAUAAGUCAAGAAUUACAAACUUACUAGUAGAACAAUUUUAUAAUAUAAUUCUAAAAUUUAUCAAUGCAUUCCUCAUUGAUAAAUCAAUGCAAGUUUUAUCGCACGAUUGAAAUUGAACAAAGUUAAUUUUUCACCGCCUUUAGAAAGGUGGAAAGGAAAUGGUUAUUUCUCAUCGUGAUAUUUUGGGAGUUUCCCGGCAAGUGACACAAGUUGACACAAGUGUCGUUCCGUCUUUAUUACUCAUUACCAAAAAAGUAACGACAUUUGUGUCGACUUGUGUCGCUUGCCGGAAAGCUCCCUUUAUCUUUUUAUAAUAUUUGAACGAAAUUCAGUAUUA
Molecule: messenger RNA, 2463 nt
Organism: Temnothorax curvispinosus
Lineage: Eukaryota; Metazoa; Arthropoda; Insecta; Hymenoptera; Formicidae
Gene: Sugb
Product: major facilitator superfamily domain-containing protein 6-like
Exons: 10
Coding region: 393-2063 (556 amino acids)
Cellular component (GO): membrane
Molecular function (GO): transmembrane transporter activity
Source: RefSeq, a predicted model, not a curated record